UCCUAAACAUGCAUAUUUGCUAUUCUUCCUUAACAGCUGUGGAAAGCCAGUGUCUGCUAAAUGAUGAUUGUAUGCAAACAAGUGGAAGUUAGAGAACUAUGUCCUGAAGAUGGAUUCUUUUAAGCCAACUUUGCCACUUUUCAGCCUGCCAAUAAGGUUACCACAGAAGACCCUUGAUGAAAAAGAUGAAGGUAGUGAUGCUAGUUUGAGUGAUAGCCACGUAUCUCCUCCCGCCAAACGUACCUCAAAACAUGCUGAUCCUGUGUGCAAAGACAAAUCAAAAUCACGCAGUACUGGGCAGCGAGAGGAAUGGAGCAUCUCAACUGGACAGUCCAGGUUAACUUCUCAGCCUGGUGCUACACUACCAAAUGGACGUAGCUUAUCUCUCAAAAGCCAUCCCCUUCGAGGGGAAAAAAAGGGAGAUGGGGACCAUGCUUGCAUAAACGGAGAUAUAGAAGUCAGAAAAAGUUGUCGGUCCCGGAAAAACAGAUUUGAAACUUUGAAUCAGAGUUUAUUGUUUGAUCAGCUAGUAAACAGUACUGCUGAAGCUGUCCUACAGGAAAUGGAUAAUAUUAACAUCAGGAGAAAUAGGCGGUCUGGUGAAGUAGAGCGGCUGCGAAUGUGGACAGAUACAGAGUUUGAAAACAUGGACAUGUAUUCUCGAGUGAAAAGGAGAAGGAAAUCACUGAGGAGAAAUAGCUAUGGUAUUCAGAACCACCAUGAAGUGUCCACAGAGGGGGAAGAAGAAGAAUCUCAGGAGGAAGAUGGAGAUAUAGAAGUAGAAGAAGCCGAGGGAGAAGAAAAUGAUCGACCUUAUAAUCUAAGACAGAGAAAAACUGUGGAACGAUAUCAGGCCCCUCCAAUAGUGCCAGCUCAUCAAAAAAAGAGGGAGAAUACACUGUUUGAUAUUCACAGAUCUCCUGCAAGAAGAAGCCAUAUCAGGAGAAAGAAACAUGCCAUUCACAGCAGUGAUACAACUUCUUCAGAUGAAGAACGUUUUGAAAGAAGAAAGUCUAAGAGCAUGGCCAGAGCAAGAAAUAGGUGCCUACCUUUAAAUUUUAGAGCAGAAGACUUAGCUAGUGGAAUCCUGCGAGAACGUGUAAAAGUUGGGGCGAGUUUGGCUGAUGUUGACCCUAUGAUUGUUGACAAAUCGGUGCGUUUUGAUAGUAUAGGGGGAUUGAGCCAUCAUAUCCUUGCACUUAAGGAAAUGGUAGUGUUUCCACUUCUCUAUCCAGAAAUAUUUGAAAGAUUCAAAAUUCAGCCACCAAGGGGCUGUUUAUUCUAUGGUCCUCCUGGAACAGGUAAAACCUUGGUAGCUAGAGCUCUAGCUAAUGAAUGCAGUCAAGGAGACAAAAAGGUGGCUUUCUUUAUGAGGAAAGGAGCAGACUGUCUCAGUAAGUGGGUUGGUGAAUCUGAACGUCAACUUCGACUCCUUUUUGAUCAGGCAUACUUGAUGAGACCCUCUAUAAUCUUCUUUGAUGAAAUAGAUGGCUUGGCCCCUGUUCGUUCUAGUAGGCAAGAUCAGAUUCACAGCUCUAUAGUGUCUACUCUCCUUGCGCUCAUGGAUGGACUGGAUAAUAGAGGUGAAAUAGUUGUAAUUGGUGCUACAAACAGACUGGAUUCUAUCGAUCCUGCACUCAGGAGACCUGGUCGUUUUGACAGGGAAUUUCUUUUCAACCUGCCUGAUCAAAAGGCACGAAAGCACAUUUUACAAAUUCAUACCAGGGAUUGGAACCCCAAAUUGUCAGAUCCUUUCUUAGGAGAACUGGCUGAAAAAUGUGUUGGGUACUGUGGAGCUGACAUAAAAGCACUUUGCACUGAGGCUGCCUUGAUCGCCCUGAGACGACGCUAUCCCCAGAUUUAUGUGAGCAGUCAAAAACUACAGCUUGAUGUUUCUUCAGUAGUUCUCAGCGCACAAGAUUUUUAUCAUGCAAUGCAGAACAUUGUGCCUGCUUCCCAACGUGCCGUGACAUCUUCAGGACAUGCGUUAUCUCCUGUGAUCAGACCGUUGUUGGAACGUACCUUCAGUGACCUUCUUCAGGUUUUACACAAGGUGUUUCCCCAUGCUGAGUUUAGCCAGAGUGACAAAAGUGAAGAUGUACCGAGUCUAAUAUUAGAUGAUAGUGAAGAUGAGAAUGCUUCGUCAAUUUUUGAGACAAGCUGUCACUCAGGAUCACCAAAGAAACAGACGUCAGCUGCUAUACAUAAACCCUACCUUCAUUUUACAAUGUCAGCUUACCACCAGCCAACCUCUUACAGACCGAGAUUACUGCUAUCUGGAGAGAGAGGUUCGGGUCAGACUUCGCACCUUGCUCCAGCACUAUUGCACACACUUGAAAAAUUCUCUGUACACAGGCUAGAUCUGCCAGCACUUUAUUCAGUCAGUGCCAAAACGCCUGAAGAAUCGUGUGCACAGAUCUUUCGUGAAGCUCGAAGAACAGUACCAAGUAUUGUUUACAUGCCUCAUAUUGGUGAUUGGUGGGAAGCUGUCAGUGAAACUGUGAGAGCUACUUUUCUAACUUUGCUGCAAGAUAUACCAUCUUUCUCUCCUAUAUUUCUACUGUCUACCUCUGAGUCCAUGUACAGUGAAUUGCCUGAAGAGGUGAAAUGUAUCUUCAGAAUCCAGUAUGAAGAGGUUUUUUAUAUUCAAAGACCAAGUGAAGAAGACAGACUUCGAUUUUUCAAAGGGUUAAUUCUUGAUGAGGCAGCAAUGCCCCCACCAAGAAGGAAACAGGCUGCUCUUCGUGCUAUGGAGGUUCUUCCUCUUGCACUGCCAUGUCCUGCCCGUGAGCUGUCAGAAACAGAAAAGCAACGAAUGGAGGACCAGGAAGAGAACACAUUGAGAGAGCUACGGUUGUUUCUCAGGGAUGUUACCAAGAGGCUGGCCACAGACAAACGCUUUAACAUCUUCAGCAAACCGGUGGAUAUUGAAGAGGUUUCAGAUUACCUUGAAGUUAUCAAAGAGCCAAUGGACCUGUCAACAGUAAUAACCAAAAUUGAUAAACACAACUAUUUAACUGCCAAGGACUUCCUAACAGAUAUUGAUUUGAUCUGCAGCAAUGCAUUGGAGUAUAAUCCAGACAAAGAUCCUGGAGAUAAAAUAAUUAGACAUAGAGCUUGUACUUUGAAGGACACUGCUCAUGCUAUAAUUGCUGCUGAACUGGAUCCAGAAUUUAAUAAAAUGUGUGAAGAAAUCAAGGAAGCAAGAAGAAAAAGAGGCUUAUCGGUACCAGCAGAACAAAUAAAUCCUCAUGGUUCCACUGUACGGAAAACAGAAGCUAGAGUCGAAGAGGCGUUUCGGAACAAGCAAAAACCCACAAUGGCGGUCUGGCCCAACUCUGCAAAUAAAUGUGCAUUUCGAAUAAGGAGAAAAUCAAGACGGCGCUCCCAGUGGGGCAAAGGAAUUAUUAAAAAGAGGAAAGUCAAUAAUUUGAAGAAAGAUGAAGAUGAUGCAAAGUUUGCUGAUGAUGAAAAUCACGGAGAGGACAGUAAAUUGCUGGAAAAUGGAGAGCUAGAGAUCAGCACUGAUUGCAUUGAGGAGAAUGGGGAGGAAACAGGUGAUCUCUCCAUGACAAAUGAUGAAUCCUCUUGUGAUAUUAUGGAUAUAGAUGCAGAGCAGAGGCUUAACAAUGGGACAUCAGGAAAGGAAAACAAUUUUGCUUCCACAGAAGAAGAGAGCUCAAAUGAAUCUCUGUUAAUAACCGACAGUGUUACUCUGAAUGCUGAAAAGGAAUUAAGGAAGGACCCUGCAUCAAAAGGGGGCUGUGUAAAUGGAGAGACAUCUAUGCACAGUGUAGAAGGUAUACCUGUUCCAGCAUGUCACAACGGUAAAAUGGAAUCAAUUGAUGUUGUUUCACCCUGUGACAACAGUGAUGGAUCUAGUAACAAGCAAAAAGCUUCAACUGAAGAUCAGCCAAAGGAGAAAUCAGACGCUUCCAGCGAAAGUCAAGGAGCUGAUUUGGUGAAAGCUGAGGUACCACACUGCAGCAAUAAUGAAAAAACACUACAGAGCACAGACGUUGAGACUAAAGAUGCGGAACCCGAUAAAGAAGGUAUAUCCAAAAGUAAGAAAACUCGAAAAGUCACUAUGGAACAGUCAAAAGCUACAAAUUUGGAGCAGGUCCCAGAGGAACCAUCAGAUCCCGUACCCUCUGUAGUUGUUGACCAUGACAGAUUAAAGAAACUACUUGACUUGGUAGUUAAGAAAAGCGACAACCUGACUGUUGACCAACUUGAGAGAUUGUAUUCACUCCUCAGUCAAUGCAUCUACAGACAUCGUAGAGAUUAUGACAAAUCACCACUUAUAGAGGAGAUGGAAAGAACAGUUCAUGUGUUUGAAACAUUCCUGUGAACUCGUCAAGAUGGGUGGGUUUAUCCUCUCUUAAACUGCUCGUGGGAGAGCAGUCCUCUGAGCCAUUCAGUUUCCAUUUGCACCAAGUAUGUGCAGAGCCUUGGUCUUAAGUGCUCUCUCUUUUUCUUUCUGUUGAAUUUGGUGCUAUUGUCUCAGGUACCUGAAACCAACCAGCCUACAAGAACCAAACGGAACUUCAUAUAGUUGUAUCUGAUAUAAAUAAAGAAUACAAUGCCACAGCUUGGAGAUUUUUGGUGCUACAGAAACUGUUCUCAUUUCUGCUCUUGUUCACUCUACAUGUGUUAUCUUUUGGGAAACUUCAGGCAAAGUGGAGACCAACACAAGAGAACUGGAAAGAGCAGAUAUAAGUUGAAUAUUUUUAAACAGGCAACUUUUUAAAUUUUUUUUUUUCAAUUUUUCUCUUCUCUGGGGUAAUGGACAAAAAAUCUGUUCUAAAGAUGGCAGCGAUGCAUUGUGGUAGGAAUCUUGAGUAACUGGAUGUACAGUAAUUUGAAGAUGAGGCUCUCUAGAACUGCCUUUAAUGUGCCUUUUAGUCGAUUGAGAAAGAUAAGGCUAAUCAGUUGGUUUGGAUUCUAGCAAAUGGCAAUGUUAGAAAGCUGUCUUCAGAAUGAAGAUCUCCGAAAGAAUGAUUUGUAUUCUCUUCAUUGGAUAGCAACCGGUAUUAUGGUUAUAUAAUGCCUAUCUUACUCUACAGAACUAAACUAAGACACACUGAAAAAGCCACAUACUUUACCAAAAUGGUGAAAUUCCUUUAUUUCAUUGGUAUGUAUUUGUUUUAGAAGUAAGUUACACAGUGAAACUCUUCUGUUUUGCUAAAAAUGAAGCGUUUUCCCAUCACUCGAUUUGUUGUCAAUUUUGAGUUCUUUGGAGGAAAAAAAAAAAGUUUAUUACUGGCAGGUUUCUUUCUGAAGUUCUGUGUUUAUAAUGUAGCUUGGACUGUGCAAUGCAGGUAGGAAGACGCUAUAAUUGGUCAAAAUCCUGGAGCCCAAGCUCACUUGAAAAUACGACCUGGACUGAGUUGUGAAGUCUAGUUUAUGCAAAGCAUUACUAAUGUGAGGGGGGUUGGAAGACAGACUUUUGAACUGAUCUGUUCAGACCACAGGUCUCUGGUUCUGAAUUGUGUAGUUUCAAAUCUUUCCCUUUGGGAAAUUGGAGAGAACACAGUCUAGGCAGUUUCAAGAAAAAAAAAAAAAAA
Struthio camelus australis is the source of this 5567-nucleotide messenger RNA. It is a transcript of the gene ATAD2B, whose product is annotated as ATPase family AAA domain containing 2B. NCBI's taxonomy places the organism in Eukaryota, Metazoa, Chordata, Aves, Struthioniformes, Struthionidae. Gene Ontology annotation, biological process: positive regulation of transcription by RNA polymerase II. Gene Ontology annotation, cellular component: nucleus. The record is from RefSeq and is a predicted model, not a curated record. Gene Ontology annotation, molecular function: ATP binding; ATP hydrolysis activity; histone binding.